Messenger RNA from Racocetra persica, 185 nucleotides. The record is from the annotation of a GenBank genome assembly. NCBI's taxonomy places the organism in Eukaryota, Fungi, Glomeromycota, Glomeromycetes, Diversisporales, Gigasporaceae.
AUGAAUAAAAAAGAUAUUCAUUCAGAGGAGGAAAGCUGUACUGAUAUUGAAAUAGAAAAAUACUGGAAAAGAAAAAUUGCUGCAUAUAAACACUCUUAUAAUAAAUGGCAUUCAGCUAUUGAAAGGAAAAAUCAAUAUAAAGAUAACAGAUAUAAAUUUACAGAAGAUGGAGUAGUUAUUGAACA